This is a messenger RNA of Lichtheimia ornata, 777 nucleotides long. RefSeq lists its product as uncharacterized. Gene Ontology annotation, biological process: calcium-mediated signaling. Gene Ontology annotation, molecular function: calcium-dependent protein serine/threonine phosphatase regulator activity; nucleic acid binding. The record is from RefSeq and is a predicted model, not a curated record. Bases 1 to 777 code for a protein of 258 amino acids. The transcript has 2 exons. NCBI's taxonomy places the organism in Eukaryota, Fungi, Mucoromycota, Mucoromycetes, Mucorales, Lichtheimiaceae. Gene Ontology annotation, cellular component: nucleus; cytoplasm.
AUGGACGGCCAUUCGAUCGCGACCAACACACUCUUGAUGCCCAACAUACCGGCUCUGUUCUUUGAGUACCCGGCAUCACUGGAUUUCCUUCGUUCGACUUUUGAGCAACAUGGCAGUCUUCAUGCGUUUAUUGCAAUGAAGGGGUUUCGCAGACUUAUGAUAAUAUACGACGAGACGUUAUGCGCCGUGAACGCGUUGGAAUCCCUUGAUAAAAAGACCUUGCUAUGGAAUCCUCCUUCUACCACAUCAAACACCAUUCAACUCUAUAUCAAAGAUGCUGAUGAACACGUGGAUAUUCCUGGCAUCGAUGGCAUGCAAAUACGACUUUAUUAUGGACAACACAAUCCAAUCAAUGUUGAUCCUGCAUUAUCACAAUUACAAGUACCAGAAAACAAAAAGAACUUUCUCAUUUCACCACCUGGUUCACCAUGCGAAAACUGGCAACAAACCGAGGAAUCGCCACCCAAUACAGCUGUGCUAGCUUCUGAUCUUACACAUGCCAUUGCAGAGUUAUCAGACGAUGAUUUGGAUGAUUUGGAUGACUUUCAACUUGAUCAACAUUCAGCAUCAUCGCAUGAUACACGCCCAUCCUCCACACUCAAGAUCAUCACGGCAUCCAACAAUGGCCAUGAAAAUGAAAAUGUACCCAUGAUUACUGUUCAAGAUUGCGAUGAUGAUCAGCCAUCUCCUCCACCAUCAGAGAAGAAACCACGUGCUGAUUUUCCCAAGGCUCGUGUGGUUCCUACACCUCGUCCCCCUAUAUUGAGCAUUCAAUAG